CACCGGCGGCGGCGCCGGGCUCAGCCGGGGAGCGCCGAGAAGUGCCGAGUUCAGCCGAGCGCAGCCGAGUGGCGGCGAAUGCAGCGAGCGGCAGCGCGGGUGCUGCGCGGGGCGCGGACCCCGCAAACGCUGACCCCCCUGGCUCGGACCCCGCAAAUGCUGACCCCCCUGGCGCGGACCCCGCAAACGCUGACCCCCCUGCUUCGGACCCCGCAAAUGCUGACCCCCCUGGCGCGGACCCCGCAAACGCUGAGCCCCCUGCUUCGGACCCCCCCGGUUCGCAGCCCCCCGGUGCGGGCGCGAUCGGCCACGGCGGGGACCCCUCCGCUCGGGCUGCUCUAUGAGCGGCACGGGGAGCCCGCAGCCGUCGUGCAACUGAAGGAUCUGGAAGUGCCUAAGCUGGGGGACUGCGAUGUCCAUGUCAAGAUGUUGGCAGCCCCCAUCAAUCCUGCCGACAUCAACAUGAUCCAAGGGACCUACGCCCUCCUGUCGCCGCUGCCAGCCGUGGGGGGGAACGAAGGUGUCGGGGAGGUGCUGGAGGCUGGGCGCCGUGUGACGGCUCUGAAACCUGGGGACUGGGUCAUCCCCGCGGACACCGGACUCGGGACGUGGCGGACACGGGGAGUGUUCCCUGAGGAGAUGCUGCUGAAGGUGCCCAAUGACAUCCCUGUGCUCUGUGCUGCCACUCUGAGCGUCAACCCCUGCACGGCGUUCCGUCUGCUGGCCGACUUCGAAAGCCUGGCACCUGGUGACUCCGUCAUCCAGAACGCCGCCAACAGCGGUGUGGGCCAGGCCGUCAUCCAGAUCGCCAGGGCCUCCGGCAUCAAGAGCAUCAAUGUGGUGAGGGACAGACCUGAUCUCCCAAAACUGGUGGAGAGGCUGAUGGCCCUGGGUGCUGACCAUGUUGUCACAGAGGAGAUGCUGAGAAAGCCAGAGAUGAAAGAUAUAUUUAAGAGCAUCCCGAAGCCCCGGCUCGCCCUGAACUGCGUCGGAGGCAAAAGCACCACAGAGAUGCUGCGGCAUCUGCAGCCCAAGGGGACCAUGGUCACCUAUGGGGGGAUGGCAAAGCAGCCUGUGAUGGUGCCUGUGAGUGCCUUCAUCUUCCGGGACGUGCGGCUCCGUGGGUUCUGGAUGACGCAGUGGCGGAAGGACCACGCACAGGACCAGGAGAGCGUGGCUGCGAUGAUGGACGCCCUGUGCCAGCUCAUCCGCAGGGGACAGCUCACGGCGCCAGCCUGCACCGAGGUCCCGCUUCAGGACUACAGGGCAGCGCUGGAGGCCUCCAUGAAGCCCUUCGUGUCCUCCAAGCAGAUCCUCCUCCUCUGACCUGCAGCUCCUGGAGCCCUGUCCUGUUCCACAUGCUUGUCCACAGACUUGAGUGGGGAAAAGACCCUCCAGAUCCACUGAAUUUCUUUUUUUCCUUUGUUUGUCACAUUGUGGGUGCCCACAGAAAGCUUUAAAAGCCUCCGCAGCUUUGUGUGGAAGUGCUGCAGGAGGGAGGCUGCAUCUCACUAUGGCUGGGGGGAGUUUGGGAUCCCAAAUGAUGGCUUGCUCAGCUCAGGGUGUGAAAAGAGCAGCCGUUCCCCCUCAGAUAUGCUUUUUGGGGCUGGCAGGGCUGUAGUUAUCCCAGCUGGAAUGUGGGAUGGGCAGGGAAUCCUAAUCAUCUCCCUGCAGCCCUGCUGCCUCCAGGCCAGCUCCAAGUAGGAGGAGGAAGGGGCAUGGACUGCCCCAAGUGAUGAGGGGUGCUGUGGUUGGAGUGGCCCUAGGUGCUGCUGCAGCUCCUGGAGGAGCCCUGGGUCACCCCGGGCUGGGUUUGGCCAAGGGCACCGCAGGGCUGGAGCCAGACCCUCAGUGUCCCUGAAGGCCCUCCUGGCCGCGUGUGGAACAGUGACUGUGACACUGCAGAGCAAUGUGAAAAGAUUUAUUAUUGACAACAACCACCAAUGUGUUCUUGCUUCCUCCUGUGCUGCUCUUCUACUCUAUGACCCCACAAGCUCCCCGUGGUCCCUGCUCUGGCCAGUGCAGCUCUGCCGAGGCCGGCAGCGUUGGCUGUGCAGGGGCAGGGGGGCAGCGGCCAGGGCCGCAGCGUGGCCAUCCCGAGCCAGGAGGGGAGCGCGGGGGCGGCUCAGCCCUGGGCCCCUGCGCAGCCCCCGGGCUUGGCUGCCCGGAGCGGAGUGUGGGCAGUGCGGGUGUGCGGGGCCCGUGUGGGGCCGAGCGGCCGCGGCUGGAGCGGGAGCGGCCUGCGGGCUGCGGCGGGGCCGUGCCUGUGCCUGCGGGCCGUUCGCGUGAGGGGGCUGUGCCUCGGGCACCGUGCAGCUGCUGCUCGGAGAUGUCUGGGCGUCCUCACCCUCCUCCUCCUCCUCCUCUGCUCCUGCCGCCGGUUGAGCAUCCCACCUUUUCCUUGGGUGCUUUGCCAGGAUCUCAGUGCCCGGGGGUUUGUGUUUCCCCAGCACCCUGCAGCCCCCUCCGGACACAGGGCAGGUCAUCCCUCGUGAGAAAGGGGUUGGAGUAGAACAGCAGCUGCAAAAGGCAAAGGGAAGGAGUUGUUUGCUGCAAGGAGGAGGGAGAAAAUCAAGGGAGAGCCAGGAGCUGGCACAAGCAAGGACAAAAUGGUGUUUAAAGGACUCUGGCAUUUCACACCUCAGGCUUUGGCUGAGUUAAGUGUUAGGACAGAGCUUUGUUAAGUCACAUCCACCCUCAUGUUUUGAGCAUUUGGGAGCAGAGAAGUGUAGGGUUUUCAAAAGCCAGAGAACUGCUGAGGAAAACCAAAGCCCUCUAGUUUCUAGGCCCCUCAGCAUGUCCAGAGUAACUGACUCCAAGACAAAAAAAAGCUAUUUGCUCCCAUCCAGUCUCCAGCCUUGUCAAGGCUUAUUUUAGCUGAACUUGAACCUCCCUGUCAGUGUCCCACGGAACCUCUGAGUUGGGAGGAGCUGGAGUACUUUUCCCAGUGCAGACCCAGCUGCUGCUACUGCUCUGAGCUCCUCCAUGGAGGUCAGCAGGGGAGAAUCCCCCUCCAUUCUGCAGAACCCAUGGAACAUGAGCUGGAGAAGGAAGCUUCUCAUGGACUCAGUUUCAAAGAUCUUCUGGGGCCCUCUCCUGCCCAGCACUUCCUUCCUGAAGAGCUUUUCUCCAUUCACAAGGCAGUUCCCAUUGUUGCCCCACCAGAUUGACUCGAAACUAUGGCUGCUCAGAAUCACCCAUAGCUUCUUGAGGAAAGAGUCAGCAAAAGAUUUGGUGCUAGCAGAGCUCUCUAAGAAGAAAAAUUUCAUGUUGUGGUCCAGAAUUCAUUACGCCAACCUUCAAGGGCGUUUUUGUCUGCAGGGGGUCCCACAGCAGCAUCCCAAGAUGGUUCCAUAUCAUCUCUGGGAUGGUCAGGAGAUGCUGAAGGCACACACCAAGCAGGAUCCUCCAGGACAGAAGCACAGGAUGUCUCCUGUGACGACAGCUCCAUUUAGACUUAUUUUUUCACAGCUUGGCUGCCUCCAACCAGCUUCUUGGUCCUGACAGUCAGCAGUAUGGAAUCCUAUGGCUCCAGCUGCCUGGGAAGUUCUCCAGCCUGUGUUCUAUCACAGUAACAUCACAGCGUGACACCUGUCUCCUGGCAGCAGGAGGUGGGAGAUACAGAAAUAACCCCAAAACUCUGAUUUCCCAGAGAUCUGUUUGAGCCCAGAGCUGAUUCCAGCUGUAUUUCCAUGUGGAAUGUCCUGCCAGGGCAGUGCUGUGUCCCAGUGCCCCUGGGAGCAAUGCUCAGGGAGGGAUGGGGAAAGGGGACAGCAUUGGGCAUCCAAAUGCCCCAGACCUCCAAUUUUUCGCUUGGCACCUUCUCCCCCAUGCAGAAAUGCCUAUAUGGAAUUGCUCUGGAAUGACCCAGGUGUGUGGUGUCCACAGGGCUGCUUCUGCUCUGACUGCCCCUGGGUGAUGUUCUUGGAUCCCAGCAGGCUCUCCAUGCUGCUCCAUAGGAUGAACUAUAGGGGAAAUGUUCCUCAAAGACAUCUUGCAAUGGAAAUAACCACCCUUGGGUUGGGUUCCUCGAACUUUCUUUGCCUCAGCACCUUCAGAACGCAGCCCAGGGACCUCACUGGCGUUCUCCCACCUUGUGCCCAGUUCCCAACAUGCUCCAAGUGGGAGGACUGCGGAAUUGUGUGGAAUUGUGCAUGGAUAGAGGAGUUAUGAGGGACUGGUUGUGUCAGCUGAAGGCUCUUCCAGGAUUCAUCCUGGAGUCCUGGAUGAGUGGGGUUAUGGCAGGGGCUCUCUGCAUCUACCAAAGGCUUGGGGGGCCCAGGGAGGUCGCUCCUCACUGGGAGCUGGCAGUGUCAUUCCCGUGCACAGAGAGGGUGUGGGGGACAGCCCAGGAAGGUGUACCUUCAUCAGGGGGAUUUUCUGGGUCCCGUGGGGUGAGGAGAAGAGCAGGGCAGGAAUGUUGCUCAGGAUUGGAGGGAGCACUGGACAACUGCAUGUGUGCUUGGAAGAGCAGAACUCUCUGAAAUUAAACCCCACUGUCAUGCUGGCAACUAAAUGGACGUGUCAAAGCCAUUUCACCUCCCCUAAAACCCCUCACACUGAGACCUCCCUUAGCAGAGAGCAGGUGUGCCCCAGGAUAGACUCUGCACCAGCGUCUUCCUUCUGCUCCUCCAUCCCUAAUAAAUCCCCCAGUAUUUUGCAUUUUCCUUCCCCCUGCCAGCCCAUCCUGUGCCUCAGUGCUUCCUCAUCGAUGGAUAAAGUGGGGGAAAAAAAGCAAAAAAAGAACCAAGAGAUCGUUAUGAGCACUAUUAAGCAUGGCAUAAACCAGAAAAAUUAAUGCAUAGCUUUUAUCCCUCAUUGUUUAUUGGGCUCAGUGAUAAAACCCAACAUGCUUUAGAGAACUCUCUCACAAAAUGUUCCGACCUCUCACUCCUGCACCAGGGCACAAAGGAAGAAACAAAUAAAUCGAAUUCUCCUUGUCAAAUGA
Messenger RNA from Passer domesticus (house sparrow), 4948 nucleotides. RefSeq names its product mitochondrial trans-2-enoyl-CoA reductase (gene MECR). Gene Ontology annotation, biological process: fatty acid metabolic process. The record is from RefSeq and is a predicted model, not a curated record. The transcript is spliced from 10 exons. Gene Ontology annotation, cellular component: mitochondrion. NCBI's taxonomy places the organism in Eukaryota, Metazoa, Chordata, Aves, Passeriformes, Passeridae. Gene Ontology annotation, molecular function: trans-2-enoyl-CoA reductase (NADPH) activity. The coding region runs from base 79 to 1326 and encodes 415 amino acids.